AUGUCGAUUCGCCGUCGUCAUCUUAUCGGCGUCCACGUCGUAACAUUGUCGCUGUUGAUCACUCUUGCUCCUGGAACUCCGGCCUCCGACAUGAUAUAUACCGGCGGCAAACUCAUCGACGGCAACACCCUAGUCUCGGCAGGAGGCUCAUUCACGCUGGGGUUCUUCUCCCCACCGGGGGAGCCGACCAAGCGGUACCUGGGGACAUGGUUCUCCUUCUCCGCCCCAACCCCGGACGCCACGGCCAUCUACUGGGUGGCCAACCGUGACCGCCCUCUCGCCGGCACCUCCAGCGCGCUGGUGCUCACCACCUCCGGCACCCUUCUCCUGCUGGACGGCACCACCAACGACACGGUAUGGUCUUCGGGCUCCACGGCCUCCACGCCUCCCGCAGGCGCGCGCAUUCUCGACUCGGGCAACCUGGUCGUCGUGCAGGGACGCAACAACAGCACGGCGCUGUGGCAGUCGUUCGACCACCCCUGCAACUCCCUGCUGCCCGGGAUGAAGAUCGGCCAGAACCUGUGGAACGGCGACGAGUGGUACCUGUCCUCGUGGCGCUCCCCCACCGACCCCGGCCCGGGAAGCUACCGCUACAUCACCGAGCUCGGCGGCGGCACGCCGGAGAACGUGAUGCGGGACAGCGGCAGCGCCAAGAGGUACCGGACGGGGCCGUGGAACGGCGAGCGGUUCGAUGGCGUCCCGGAGAUGGCGUCGUACUCGAGCUACUUCACCUACCAGGUGACCGUCAGCCCCAGCGAGGCCACCUACAGCUACAACGCCAAGCCCGGCGCGCCAUACUCCCAGCUGAGGCUGGGCGACGCCGGCGUCGUCCAGCGCCUCGUGUGGGACGCCGGCAGCCGGCAGUGGAACUCCUUCCUCAAGGAGCCCAGGGACGACUGCGACGACUACGCCCACUGCGGCGCGUUCGGCCUGUGCGACCGCAACGCCGCGUCCACGUCGCUCUGCACAUGCUUCAAGGGCUUCGUCCCGGCGGUUCCUAAGGAGUGGUCCCUGAGGGAGUACUCCGACGGGUGCCGCCGGAACGUCUCGCUCGACUGCGGCGGCAGCAACCGGAGCCGGAGCAGCACGGACGGGUUCCAGGUGGUGCCGUUGGUGAAGCUCCCCGACACACAGAACGCGACGGUCGACAUGGCCAUCAGCCUUGACGAGUGCGGGCUCAGGUGCCUCGCCAACUGCUCGUGUGUGGCGUAUGCUGCCGCCGACGCAACCGGAGGUGGCUGCAUCAUCUGGACCGACUCUUUUACUGAUCUGCGCUUUGUAGAGAAGGGCCAGGAUUUCUACCUCCGGCUGCCCAAGUCACUACUAGGUGGGAAGAAAAAGAAGAAAGUUGCUAUCUGGAUUAUUGUUGUAGUUGUUCUGGUUGUAGCAGUUCUGGUCGUCAUCGGCAUUAUUUCUGGUAUUGUUUUCCGUAAGAAGUGCAAGCGGCCGAGAGUGACAACGCCCCCGGUCGGGCCUGUCCAAGUUCCAGCUAUACCAGCUGCAGGUCAUUCGAUUCACUAUCAAAUCUUAAAGGACGGCACAAAAAACUUCUCAGAAGAAAACAAGAUUGGUCAAGGAUGUUUUGGGAAAGUAUACAAGUGUGAGCUACCGCCAAGCGAAUCAACCAGGAUAGGAGUACCAGGUGGGGUGAACAAGGUUGCUGUAAAGGUGCUAAAUCAAUCAGACAAAUACUUCGAAAGAGAAGUGCAAAUUUGUUGUGCGCUGAGUGAUGUCAAUCUUGCUCGACUGCUCGCUUACUGCAACACUAAUACCGAUGACACUGAGGGUAGAGACUGCAAGGGACCAAUAUUAGUCUAUGAAUACAUGGAGAAAGGAAGCCUCGACGACUACAUAUUUGGUACCAAGGACAAACGUAUGGAGCUGAGUUGGACGCAACGCCUAAAAAUUGUUACCUCAGUUGCAGAGGGCAUCUUCUAUCUUCAUGUCCGUUCUAACAGGGACAUCAUUCAUAGAGAUCUUAAGCCCGCCAACAUACUCCUGGCUGAUGAUUUCACACCCAAAAUAGCAGACUUUGGACUGGCAAAGCAUGUUCCUGAUCAGACAGCUUUACAUACACAGUGCCGGAGAGGGGAAACGACGAAGAAAUCCGACGUAUAUAGCUUUGGAGUGGUGUUGCUUGAGAUAAUUAGCGGCAGUCAAAACUGUGUGAAGGUCACACAGAGGCUACUUUCAGAGGCAAGCGUGCAGAAACUCCUCGACCCACUAGUGCCUCUAUCUGAUGAAGAGAAGGAUCCCAAGUUCUUAUCGAGGCUACGGAGGUGCGUCCAUAUUGCAUUGCUCUGCGUGCAAGAGUCGCCCGGCAAAAGACCUGACAUCUCGCGUGUUCUGGAGAUGCUGAGAACCGAUUGUGAACUGCCGGAACCAGAGGAUCCCACGUUACCCGCCGUCGUAGAAGAAGGUGAAACAUCAGGUACAAGGCGCACAGAUGAUGAUAACGACAUCAGAGAACAAAACCAUCAACUCUAG
Molecule: messenger RNA, 2487 nt
Organism: Zea mays
Lineage: Eukaryota; Viridiplantae; Streptophyta; Magnoliopsida; Poales; Poaceae
Product: G-type lectin S-receptor-like serine/threonine-protein kinase At4g27290
Exons: 7
Coding region: 1-2487 (828 amino acids)
Biological process (GO): protein phosphorylation; recognition of pollen
Molecular function (GO): protein serine/threonine kinase activity; ATP binding
Source: RefSeq, a predicted model, not a curated record